AAUGAAAGGAAAGUGCUAUUUUGUCAAUGGUGUGAGAUUUGGGUCGAUUAUGUCAUGGCGGGUUAGAUGUUUUCGGCACUUGGUUUCGUUGAAUUUGUUUUGAAUUACGUCGUCAAUGGUCCCGUUUGUUCGUUUGUUGUUUAACACUCACGGUAUCCAUAUACUUGUAACUAUCUCGUAAACAUUUCAAAUGCUGAAACAAUUGCAAAUGGGCCUUCGCGCGUUCAUGCUAAUAGCUUCCAAAGUAUGGAGUUGUUUUUGUUACAUGUUUAGAAAGCAAUAUCGAGCGUUGGCUCAAUAUCAAUCUGUCAAAUAUGAAAUAUAUCCUCUUUCUCCAGUAUCUCGACACAGGCUGAGUUUAGUUAAAAGGAAGAUGCUGGUGUUAGAUCUAGACGAAACGUUGAUUCACUCUCACCACGACGCCAUGCUCCGACCGACUGUCAAGCCGGGGACCCCUCCGGACUUUGUGCUUAAGGUCACCAUAGACAAACACCCCGUCAGAUUCUUUGUACAUAAACGACCCCAUGUUGAUUACUUCCUGGAUGUGGUGUCCCAGUGGUAUGAGUUGGUGGUGUUCACCGCUUCAAUGGAGAUAUACGGAGCAGCGGUGGCUGACAAACUUGACAACGGAAGAGGAAUACUGAGGAGGAGGUUUUAUAGACAGCACUGUACUCAGGAACAUGGCUCCUACACUAAGAACCUGUCGUCUAUAUGUGAGGAUCUCAACAGGGUGUUCAUAUUAGACAACUCACCGGGCGCAUACCGGGACUUCCCAGAUAACGCCAUCCCCAUCAAGUCGUGGUUCUCGGACCCGCUGGACGUGGCCCUGUUGAACUUACUCCCCGUGUUGGACGCACUGCGGUUCACUCACGACGUGCGCUCCGUCCUGUCGAGGAACCUCCACCUGCACCGGCUGUGGUAGCGAACGACGAUAAAAUACCGGCUUAUGUACAAAGUGAAGGGGCCGCGGCGCUUUCGGAUCCUAUUUAUUAUUUUUCCACUCGUCAGAUCCUCCGGCGCUUUCUAUAAAUAUAGAUAUAAUUAUAGUUAAAUAAUGUUUUAUUAAGUUUUGUUUUUAAAAUAAAGAUGUGAUCAGUGUCGUGACCAUAGCCAGUGUAUGAUUAAGUGACCUACGUCUGUAGGACUGCGGGUCGUUUCUGAAACACCCUCUAUGUAUAACGGUUAUGUUGCCAGUACUGACUGACAGGAGUGACAGUUUUCUAUGAAGAUCUAGUUAAUUAGAUGUAUUUAAUAUAAUCUGUUCUCCCGGUACAGAUGAUGAAUGAUUUUAAAUUGUUUUAGCGAUUCAAUUUUGCGAUGCACUGUUUUUUUAUUUUGUAUCGCGAGAACAGGUUUAGUAAUAAAAAUGGUAAAAUAAUUCUAAAGUUAUAGUGUUUUUUGAGAGGAUUUUUUUUUCUUUUGGAAAUAUAAUUUACCACCAAAGUAUUGAAUCAUCUUCCAACUCGUCUUUUACUAAUGGUCUGGUGAUAUCUUGAAUUUCUAUAAAUAAAAAAGAUUUUUGAUAACAUUUGAUACACACUCGCGAUGUGAAUAAUUAUUUUAUUUAUACAAAUUCAAAUGAAGUGGCCGCCGACAGCUGAAUGGCCAUUAGAUACUGUAACAGGAAAAGAAAUGGACAUAAGAGGAGAGUGAAAUACAAUAUGUGACUUAAACCAUGAAUAUGAUUACCAUGUUUCUUAAUAAAUUUGAAACAUGAUUUCGUUUGUGUAGUAUAUUUUAUUCAAUAGAUUAAGUAAUUUUUAAGACGGCGCUGUGAACCGCUAGUGUAGCGUCACCCUGGCGACCAUAUCAUGUGUAAUAAGAGGGGUCGCACUUCAAAUUGUAGUUAACAUUUGGACUAGUCAGCUGAAUCCAGCCGGUGUGACGCUAGCCUAUGACAAUAGUGUUAUGUAUACUAUGUGACCAUGUACAAACAACCGAACACUUUCAUACCGUUCUGUUUACUAAUCGCGCUGUUUGACGUUGCUUUUUGAUUGCAAUUUUUUUUUUAUGGAUACCGCUGUACUCUGUUUCAAAUCUGUGAUUUUGAACACCCUGUAUUCGAGCGAAACAUGAUUUUCAAGUGGCCGGGCUGAUUGUUGGUGUUUGAUAGUUAUUUAGAUUGCGACAUUGACCGCGAUCUAGUCCUGAAAAUAUAAGGAUGUUGAAGAUUUAAACACUUGUAUCACAAAAAAUUAAUCUGAUUUGAAAUAGAUUGUAUUCAUGUAAUGAGGAAUAAGCAACUUUAAAUCUUAUUUAUAUGGGCUUUAGGGUAUAUUGUAAUCUAAGACAGGUUAAGUGUGUACAGAUUUUGUAUUGCAAUGUUGGAUAGCGUUGUUAGUAAACUUUUAGAUGUUUAUAACGCCCGUUACUUGUGCGACGUGUCCGACCCCACUGUGAGGCUGUACAAAACUCAUUUCAUUUCCGACUCUAUGACAAUGUAAUAAGAACUAUGGAGUGUAAGUUGAUUCAAAUCUCUUAAAUAUUACAAAAAGACUACACAUGGAAUGGUAAUUGAAAAAACGAUUCAGCAAAACCAUGACAAUCAAUGAAAUUUUAGAUUAUUUAGUGUUACUGAUAACUGGAUCGCGCUAAAGAGAUUUGAAACAAAUAAAAUUGUGAAUUACUAUGUAUUUAGUUAGGAACAUAAUGUUAGCUAUUUCUAAACUCAUACAAAUUUCAGUGGACGUAUAUUAUAUAUAACUAUUUACAAUAAGGUACAACGUCUUAUGGCCGAUGGCUUUAAGAGCUUAGGAACUGGUUAAAUACUAAGUGUGAAUGAUUUUGUAAAUAUAGUUCCAUUAGCAUAUCAAAGGUUCAGCUGUGGAUGUUCACAGGGUGUUUUUUAUUUACGAAGUGAGAUUAAAUAAUAUUUUUUUUCCUGUUUUAUAAUUAUUCUACAACACGAACAGACUGUGUAACACCACCACCUCUCGCACUAGUGUCCGACCAAAGUUGUCACUGACAUCUCAAACAGUUCUUGUAUUAGAGCACAAUCUGUAGACGUUUUAUUACAUGAUCAUUUGUGUUACAAUUUUACCAUGCAAUAACUAAAGAUUUAACUCUCCGUUUUUUUGUUUUUUUUUUUUUUAUCGAGGUAUUGAAAGGCAUUCGUUAAUAUUUUUAGUGAUUCGUCUUUUUUUAUAUUUGUUUCUGAUUAAAUAUUUGCGAUCUUCGACGGUGACCUUAAAUACAACCGUCGAAAUUUGAUGUAUUAAAUAUAAACAAAAUAUUCGUGAAUGCCUUCACAUAAUUGACGUACUUUUAAGUAGACAAUUCGGGAUGUACUGUGUGUAUCAUCUCAUGAAUAUUGAAAAAAAAAAUUGUAAAACAAUUUUGUAAUCUUGACUGGUUGUUCAAAGUUCAAAAGCGAUUUGUAAUAGAGAUAUUAAAUCGAUUCAAACAAU
Messenger RNA from Danaus plexippus (monarch butterfly), 3407 nucleotides. RefSeq names its product CTD nuclear envelope phosphatase 1 homolog (gene Dd). The record is from RefSeq and is a predicted model, not a curated record. Bases 191 to 922 code for a protein of 243 amino acids. Gene Ontology annotation, molecular function: protein serine/threonine phosphatase activity. The transcript is spliced from 7 exons. Lineage: Eukaryota; Metazoa; Arthropoda; Insecta; Lepidoptera; Nymphalidae.